ACAAAGAACAGGGGUUUGUGUUGAUUCCGGUGAACUUCACUCUAAAAACCAGAAGAUUGUAAGUUAAGCCCUAAAAGCUUAAAAUCCAUCAAUAGAUAUUCUCCAUUCCCGCCCUCUUCGCCCCCGCCAAUCUCGUCUUGUCCGUUCUCCGUUUCCAUGACGAAUACCUUCGCAGCUGCCAACACAGAGGUAUCACGCUCAGUUGCUGCUUCUAUCGGACUUUCUUUUGCUGAACCCGUCGCCGCAAGGCCUCAAUCGAGUGUACGCCCCUUCCCCUGCUUCUCCGAGAAUCAUUGGCGGCUCUCUGUGUCUGUGCCGGGAAGAGUGCGCCGCGUAUUAGCGAUGUCGAAGAAGGAUUCGGAUGGGGAUCUUGGCCUGACGUAUAAGGAUGCGGGUGUUGAUAUAGAAGCUGGGACUGAGCUUGUUAGGAGAAUUGCCAAGAUGGCUCCUGGAAUUGGUGGUUUCGGUGGCCUCUUUCCUCUCGGUGAUUCUUACCUUGUUGCGGGCACGGAUGGUGUUGGAACUAAACUCAAGCUAGCAUUUGAAACUGGAAUCCAUGAAACCAUUGGGAUUGAUUUGGUUGCUAUGAGUGUUAAUGACAUUGUUACUUCAGGAGCAAAGCCAUUAUUUUUUCUUGAUUACUUUGCAACAAGUCACCUAGAUGUUGACCUUGCGGAAAAGGUUAUCAAAGGCAUUGUUGAUGGUUGCCAACAAUCUAAUUGUGCUCUUUUGGGUGGAGAGACUGCAGAGAUGCCAGAUUUUUAUAAAGAUGGCGAGUAUGAUCUUAGUGGCUUUGCAGUUGGUAUUGUUAAGAAGGAUUCAGUUAUUGAUGGAAGAAACAUUGUCACGGGAGAUGUUCUGAUUGGCCUACCAUCUAGUGGAGUACAUUCAAAUGGCUUCUCUCUAGUAAGAAGGGUUUUGGCUCAAAGUGGCCUUUCUUUAAAGGACCAACUUCCUGGUGAAACGAUUAAAUUAGGUGAAGCUUUGAUGGCCCCAACAGUUAUAUAUGUUAAGCAGGUGCUAGACUUAAUUAGUAAAGGAGGGGUGAAGGGGAUAGCACACAUCACAGGUGGUGGUUUUACAGACAAUAUUCCUCGAGUCUUUCCAAAAGGUCUUGGUGCUGUCAUUUACAAAGAUUCUUGGGAAGUCCCACCUGUAUUCAAAUGGAUACAACAGGCCGGAAGAAUUGAAGAUGCAGAGAUGAGACGGACUUUUAACAUGGGCAUUGGCAUGGUCCUUAUUGUCAAUCAAGAAGUAUCUGAUAGAAUACUGAAGGAGGCAAAUGCUGCAUACACAGCAUAUCGCAUUGGUGAGAUUAUGGGUGAGGAAGGAGUUAAGUAUCUAUGAAAUCUCUCCUUGGUAGAAACAUUUAUUUUCCUAUAGGUUGGAAUGAGAUAAACAGUUGCGGCUUUCUUAACUUAUCUUAACACAUGUAUGUGAAGUUAUGGAUAUGGCAACUUAUUCUAGGUUCAAACCACUUAAAAUAAAGGUGACCUCAAUUGCUCCCUUUGUUCUAGUUGUUUGUUCUUCAAAAGCAUCAUUAAGAAAACUGGAGCCAAUUUGUUGAACUUUUUAUUUCGAGCUAAGCAACUUUAGUCAACAUUUUCCAUGAUUUUACUAAAGCUUGAAGAAGAAA
This is a messenger RNA of Rubroshorea leprosula, 1636 nucleotides long. Lineage: Eukaryota; Viridiplantae; Streptophyta; Magnoliopsida; Malvales; Dipterocarpaceae. The record is from the annotation of a GenBank genome assembly.